AUGGGUGUCUAUGUGGCUAGGAUGGUUGAUGCCAUAUGGUUUCUCCUGGGAUCUCUCAUGAUGAGAAGAAAACAAUUGCCAAUGGCAUCACCAAUGGCUAAUGCUCCGAAAGGCUACUUCGUGGUGUACAUUGGAGAGAUGGAAAAGAAACGAUUCGUCGUCCCGAUAUCCUACUUGAAGCAUCCUUGGUUCCAACAUUUGCUAGCUAGAGCGGAGGAAGAGUUUGGGUUUCACCAACCAGUUGGUGGUCUCAUAAUUCCCUGCAAAGAGCACGACUUCAUGGAUCUUGCUUCACGUCUAAUGUCUUACAACAUAGACAAGGGUUGUGGAAGUAGAAAGGCCGGAAAAACAAAUUAA
This is a messenger RNA of Nelumbo nucifera (sacred lotus), 357 nucleotides long. The record is from RefSeq and is a predicted model, not a curated record. NCBI's taxonomy places the organism in Eukaryota, Viridiplantae, Streptophyta, Magnoliopsida, Proteales, Nelumbonaceae.